AUGAUGCCUUCUCUGACGACAACUACUUGCACCAAACCGCAGAGUAGCCGCGCCGAAGGUGGGAAGAAGGCCGGUUUGCCUCCGCGUCCUCCUCGUCCUCCGCACUCCAGCGUCCCUCGGGCGAGGGCUCAGCCGUCUACGCCUGCUUUCAUGUUCAACUCCCUGCCGUCGACGCCGGCACCGGUCGGUAUCCACAACGUGGCCGGUCCGUCAUUGUUGCCUCCGAUUCCGUUCACGGGGAAGAGAGUGUCCGGCGCUACUCCGCCGCCGAUAAAGGCUCACCAAUGGGACGACAGUGACGAUAUGAUCGUGUCAGGGCUGAAUUCGCUGUUGGCGGCUCAGAGUCCUUCAAGAUCGGUCUACCCGAAGGCAAUGGAGAUGAGCGUUGGCGUGGAGAGCGGGAAAGAAGUCGCUCAUGGUGAAAGCAUGGACGUGGACACUCCCCUUACCGGUGGGCAAAACCAGACAACAUCGGGUGUGAAGAGAAGAGCAGUACAAGACACUCGUAGCGAAGGAAACGAUGUCGAUGUCGGCCGCCUCGAGUUUGAUGCCAGCCUGUUUACUGAAUCUGAACUAGAGAAGAUUCUGGUCGAUCCUUCUCUCAGAGAGUUGGCCGCAACUAAUCCUUCGCGUGUGACAAGAAUCUUGACAAACCGGAGCUCAGCUGCACGUUCAAAGGAGAAGAAGGCCAAGUACGUCUCCUGCUUGGAAAACCAUGUACAGAAUUUACAGGACGACGUUUGGACAAUGACUGUAAAGCUCAAGGAUUUGGAGAGAGAGAAAGCGGAGCUGGAACCCGAGAACUUUCAACUCAAGUUUUGUCUUGACGGAAUGCUUAAGGAGGCCGAACUUAGUAUUUCCUUCACCGAACACUUGACAGAAGAAAUCCAUCGGCUGAAGAUGCUAAACGGCAGCGAAUAUGACAGGUCCAACAUCCAGCCAAUGGACGCAAACAUGUACCAGCCGCAACCAUGUCCCAGCAGCAACCAGCAGUUUCCUCCGCCGCAAGCAUGUCCCAGCAGCAACCAGCAGUUUCCUCCGCCGCAAGCAUGUCCCAGCAGCAACCAGCAAGAAUCCUCGAUUGAAAUGGGUGAUCAUACGGAUACCAAUAUGAUGAUGCACAGAGCUAAUUCGUCCUCUGCUACUUCCUCUUCGUCGAUCCCUAACCCUAAUCAGCACCUGACUCCUGCUAUUUUCCGCUCCCAGCAGUUUCCUCAGUACAGACAGCCUUUCACCGUUGGUAAUAACGGCGCCGCCGCCGGAAAUAGGGUCGGAGCUCCGCCGCCGAUUCCCCCCGUUUCUCACUACUCUCAGAUCCCGGCGACCUUACAACCCAGGCAUUCCCGGUCUAUGUCGCAACCGUCCUCCUUCUUCUCCUUCGAUUCCUUGCCGCCGUUAAAUCCCUCUCCGACGAUUUCGGUGUCGGUGGAGGAGAGAAACGGCGCCGCUGGAUUCAGCCCUUCGCUGCCUCCGUCACCGUUCACGAUGUGUCCUUCCAGCUCUAGGAUGGCCGGAGAUGGCGAGAAUCUACCGCCGAGAAAGUCUCAUAGGCGUUCGAACAGCGAUGUGACAUUUGGGCUUAGCUCGGUGAUGGGUCAGGGCCAAAAGUCGCCUCCUUUCAGGUCCUUGGAGAGGUCGAUCUCAGGGGGAGAGGUUUCAGAUUGGUCUAAUCUGGUGAAGGAAGAGCCAUGCUUCGAAAGACAAGGCUCCUUCUUCAGGGGAAGAAAACCUGAUAACGAAGCCAUGGACGAUGUUUUCACGGCCUACAUGAAUCUUGAUAACAUUGAUGUGUUGAAUUCUUUUGGAGGUGAAGACGGCAAGACAGGUAACGAGGCUGUGGAGGAGAUGGAGAGCAGUAGAGGCAGCGGGACGAGGAAGACGAACGGCGGAAGCAGCAGUGACUCUGAAGGAGAAAGCAGUGCGAGUGGGAACGUGAAGGUUGCGGUGGCUUCUUCUUCUUCAGGCGUGAAGAGGAGAGCCGGCGGAGACAUUGCUCCGACAGGCAGACAUUACCGGAGCGUUUCGAUGGAUAGCUGUUUCAUGGGGAAGAUGAAUUUCGGUGAUGAGUCAACGGCGAAGCUUCCGCCUUCAUCAUCAGCAGUAAAAGUGGUUUCCCCAACGAAUUCAGGUGAAGGGAAUUCGAGUGGCUACAGUGUGGAGUUUGGGAACAGUGAGUUUAGUGCAGCUGAAAUGAAGAAGAUUGCAGCCGAUGAGAAACUCGCUGAGAUUGUAAUGGCUGACCCUAAGCGUGUCAAAAGAAUAUUGGCGAACCGUGUGUCUGCCGCACGCUCAAAGGAGCGGAAGACGAGAUACAUGGCAGAGUUGGAACACAAGGUGCAGACGCUGCAGUCCGAAGCUACUACAUUAUCAGCUCAGCUCACGCAUUUGCAGAGAGAUUCAAUGGGGUUGACGAACCAGAACAGUGAGCUGAAGUUUCGUCUUCAAGCUAUGGAGCAACAGGCACAACUCCGCGAUGCUCUGUCCGAGAAACUGACUGAAGAAGUGCAGCGACUGAAGCUGGUGACCGGGGAGCCGAGCCGGAGCAGCGAGUCCAACGCAUCGAUAAACCCGGAGAUGUUUCAGCAGCUUAGUAUUAGCCAGUUACAACACCAGCAGAUGCAGCGUUCAAAUCAGAAUAGCAACACAGUGAGAGCAAAGCACACAUCAAAUGAAUGAAUAGGGAGGGGGUAACAAGUGUGGUUACAUACAUAUAUAUGAUCAUCAUCUUUUUAUGUGCAGAGUCUGUUUUUGCAUCAUUUUAAAGAAACAUAGAAAGAGGAAACCUCCAUCAUAUAUCCUGAACCUGAAACAGAUACAUAUAUAUAUAAUAUUAUUAUUAUAGUGGUAAUAGAGGCUCUGCUUCUGGACAGAGUGAAUUCUUCUGUCGUUUUGAUCAUAAUACAGUUGGCAUUUCAUUUCAUUUACCUUUGGAUUUGGAUUUUCAUUUUUA
This is a messenger RNA of Thlaspi arvense, 2950 nucleotides long. NCBI's taxonomy places the organism in Eukaryota, Viridiplantae, Streptophyta, Magnoliopsida, Brassicales, Brassicaceae. The record is from the annotation of a GenBank genome assembly.